AUGGGCAAUCUACCAGAACAAAGGUUAAAUCCAAGUCAUCCGUUUGACGUAGUUGGUGUCGAUUAUGCAGGCCCAUUUUUAAUAAAAAAUCAUACGGGCAGAGGUGCUAAAGUUUCAAAAUGUUAUGUCGCGCUCUAUAUUUGCUUUUUAACAAAAGCUGUCCAUUUAGAAUUAGUUACUAGCCUUAGCAAGGAUGCUUUUAUUAAAAAAAUUUCCCGUAAAGGAAAACCCUCAACAAUUUUCUCAGAUAAUGGUACUAAUGAAUUAAAAGAGUUAAGUACAUUUUUUAUAAAAAAUAACCUUGAACUAAUCACAUCUGCUUCUAAUGAAGGUAUUGAUUGGCAUUUUAUACCGCCUCAAUCACCUCACUUUGGGGGUCUCUGGGAGGCUGGUGUAAAGAGUAUGAAGUCACAUUUGAAACGUGUGGUUGGUGGUGUGUCACUUACUUUUGAGCAAUUAUAUACACUUUUAGUCGAAAUUGAGGCAAUAAUGAAUUCUCGCCCUUUAUCCCCAAUUUCUUCCGAUCCCGAAGACCUCGCUCCACUUACACCAGGGCAUUUUAUUAUUGGAAAACAACUUAGUCCUGUUCCUGGCACAGAUGUUAUUGAUGGUCCAGUAAACCGCCUGACGAUUUAUCAACAUUUACAACAAAUGAAACAACACAUUUGGAAGCGUUGGAUGAAAGAGUACAUAGCCGAGCUGCAGCAAAGAUCCAAGUGGAGAUUGAAUUAUGACUCUUUAAAGGAAGGUGUCUUAGUGUUAAUUAAAGAUGACAAUCUUCCUCCUAUGAAGUGGAAGCUAGGACGUGUAUUAACUGUUUUUCUGGGAAAGGAUAAGGUUUCGCGAGUGGCGCUUGUAAAAACUGAUCGCGGAAAUAUAACUAGGUGUUUUUCCAAACUGUGUCCGUUGCCCUUGUCGAACUUAGUGUAA
Molecule: messenger RNA, 930 nt
Organism: Anthonomus grandis grandis
Lineage: Eukaryota; Metazoa; Arthropoda; Insecta; Coleoptera; Curculionidae
Exons: 1
Coding region: 1-930 (309 amino acids)
Biological process (GO): DNA integration
Molecular function (GO): nucleic acid binding
Source: RefSeq, a predicted model, not a curated record